Molecule: messenger RNA, 1395 nt
Organism: Gongylonema pulchrum
Lineage: Eukaryota; Metazoa; Nematoda; Chromadorea; Rhabditida; Gongylonematidae
Source: the annotation of a GenBank genome assembly
AUGGUUCAUACAACAAAAAAUUAUGCAACAACAGAUGCCACAUCAUUCCAUGUGUUUGGACGAGUGUUCAGUGGGACUCUGUACGCUGGACAAGAUGUUCGUAUUCUUGGAGAAAACUAUAGCAUCCAGGACGAAGAGGAUUGUCGCGUAAUGACUGUGGGCCGGCUUUGGGUUAGUGUCGCGAGAUAUUCUAUCGAAGUAUCGCGUGUACCAGCAGGAAAUUGGGUUCUUAUUGAGGGAAUUGAUCAGCCAGUGGUAAAAACAUCAACCAUAACGCAAAUUGAAUAUGACGAAGAUGUAUAUAUCUUUCGUCCACUUAAAUUCAACACAAAAUCAGUUGUUAAACUUGCGGUGGAACCGAUCAAUCCUUCGGAGCUUCCAAAAAUGCUGGACGGCCUUCGAAAAGUGAAUAAGUCAUAUCCGUUACUGACAACACGUGUUGAAGAGUCCGGUGAACAUGUGAUGCUUGGGACUGGAGAACUGUACAUGGACUGUGUAAUGCAUGACAUGCGAAAGGUUUGCAUUCUCGGACGUAUGCAUAAAAAUUAUAGUGCUACCACAAGCAAUGGGUACUUUUUACGAUUCCUGUUUGGCUUUCAGGUAUUUUCGGAAAUCGACAUCAAAGUGGCUGAUCCUGUUGUAUCAUUUUGCGAAACAGUUGUCGAAACAUCAUCGUUGAAAUGUUUCGCGGAAACUCCAAAUAAAAAGAACAAACUGACAAUGAUAGCUGAACCGUUGGAGAAAGGUUUGGCCGAAGAUCUCGAAAAUGAGGUUGUACAAAUUGGCUGGAAUCGAAAACGGCUUGGUGAAUUCUUUCAGACCAAAUACGAAUGGGAUUUGCUAGCCGCUCGAAGUAUUUGGGCAUUUGGCCCGGAUGCGGCUGGUCCAAAUGUGCUUCUUGAUGAUACGCUACCAUCGGAGGUUGACAAGCAAUUACUGGGAACUGUUCGAGAAUCUCUCGUUCAGGGUUUCCAGUGGGCCACUCGUGAAGGACCGCUCUGUGAAGAACCAAUACGCAAUGUGAAAUUUAAAAUGUUGGAUGCUGUAAUUGCUGGUGAGCCACUGUAUCGCGGUGGCGGCCAGAUCAUCCCGACGGCUCGUCGAUGCGCUUACUCCGCUUUUCUUAUGGCAACUCCACGCUUAAUGGAACCGUAUUAUUUUGUGGAAGUAACCGCUCCAGCUGAUUGCGUUAGUUCGGUUUACACCGUACUGGCAAAACGACGUGGCCACGUGACCACGGAUGCUCCAAUACCGGGCUCACCGUUAUACACGAUCAAAGCUUAUAUACCAGUGAUCGAUUCAUUUGGCUUUGAAACCGAUUUGCGAACACAUACACAGGGCCAGGCAUUUUGCUUGGCUGUUUUUAGCCAUUGGCAGGUAAUUACUAUUUGUUAG